Molecule: messenger RNA, 2966 nt
Organism: Xenopus tropicalis (tropical clawed frog)
Lineage: Eukaryota; Metazoa; Chordata; Amphibia; Anura; Pipidae
Gene: klhl5
Product: kelch like family member 5
Exons: 11
Coding region: 756-2885 (709 amino acids)
Cellular component (GO): cytoskeleton
Source: RefSeq, a predicted model, not a curated record
CCCGUUUUUUAAACUCUUUAUCAAUGUGAUUCUAAGUCCUAGGGAGAACUUUACAUAACUGGUACCAUUUUUUCCAGAGUAGGAACCCAUUCAGAAUAACUUACAUUAUUAACAUUUUGCUCCAAUUGCUAGUAAAAGUAGCAUAUUUGAAUAUAAAUAUAUAUGUUUUCAAGAAUUUCUGUACCUCCUUAAAUAUGUUUAAGAACCCAUUUGCAGUGCUGGACUUUGGGUACUGUCUCCAAAUCAGUGAACCAGUGUUAAAUAUUUCUGAAUUUUUUUUUUUAUUUUUUGUUAUUUUUUUUUAAAAAGUCUGUCAUGUGUAUUUUUAGUUGUGUUUCAGUUUUACUACGCAAAUGCUUAUAAGUGUUGGUAGAGAAAUCCCCCAGUGUAACCUUAAAAAAAAGAUGCACGUGAAUUGUUCUGUCAUUUGUGGGUUAGAAGAAGGGGGAGGCAUGGAGCAUCGGAAAGACUUUAAUGAACGCUGUCAGUGUGUUUGAAAGCAACUAGUCAGAGGCACAGGAAGAAAGCGCUGCUCUCUAUAAGCUGAUUACUUUACCCUAAAGCAGACAGGACAUCUGCUCUCUCGCUUCUCCAGACAGGUGAUGUCCUAAUGACUUUUAGCGCCAGGAUUCAAAAUCAAGCCUUUUAUUAUAUUUCAGCUGGCUAUUCAUUCUGACAGGUAGAGCAUGUACAUUUUGUAUGUGCCUUGAGUGUUUCUGUGGUGUUGCCUAGACACUAACUGUCUCCAGAGGAGAAUGUCUGGCUCUCGUAAAGACUUUGAUGUGAAACAAAUACUAAAAGUCAGAUGGAGGUGGUUCGGUCAUCAGACAGCACCAGCGAGCAGCAUGGAUGUCCACCAUCAGGAAGAAUUGCUGGACAGGGAUCAGGGUAUCAUAAGUGCCGAGAGAAAGUUUCUGCAUCCAAGUGAACUCCCACUGCCUUUGCUUGGUUACAGAAGACCUAGCAACCAGGAUUUAGAGAAUUUGCCGUUGUGCCCAAUGGCAUCAGGCUCCGAGCUCCCGGUCGCUUCUUCAGAAUUCCCCACAGACACUUCAGACGGAGCACCUUUGCUUGGCAAACCAGACGAAGAAGAUGGUGUUAGCGAGGAAGACAAUGCAUCUGAGAGCAGCUCGUGCAGGACUUCAAACAGCAACCAGACAUUAUCCUCCUACCAAACAAUGGAAUCCUGCACAGCAGAUGAGUCUUUCCAGUCCCUCAACCAUGCAGAGCAGACCUUUAAAAGGAUGGAGAACUACCUUCGGCACAAGCAGCUGUGUGAUGUCAUCUUAAUUGCAGGAGAUCGCAGGAUCCCAGCCCACAGGCUAGUUCUUUCUUCUGUCUCGGACUACUUUGCUGCAAUGUUUACUAGUGAUGUAAGAGAAGCAAAACAGGAAGAAAUCAAAAUGGAAGGUGUUGAACCAAAUGCUCUUUGGGCCUUAGUGCAAUAUUCAUACACAGGUCGCCUUGAAUUAAAAGAAGAUAAUAUAGAAUGUUUGCUCUCUGCUGCCUGCCUUCUGCAGCUAUCUCAGGUGGUGGAAGCAUGCUGCAAAUUCUUGAUGAAACAGCUUCACCCAUCCAACUGUUUGGGCAUUCGCUCAUUUGCUGAUGCUCAAGGCUGCACCGAUCUCCAUAAAGUGGCUCAUAAUUACACAAUGGAACAUUUCAUGGAAGUGAUCAGAAACCAGGAGUUUCUUUUAUUACCAGCAGGGGAAAUAGCCAAGCUUUUAGCAAGCGAUGAUAUGAAUAUCCCCAGUGAAGAGACCAUUCUAAAUGCUCUGCUAACCUGGGUUCGGCAUGAUGUGGAACAGAGGAGAAAAGACCUCAGUAAGCUGUUGGCUUACAUUAGGUUACCCCUGCUGGCGCCACAGUUUCUUGCAGAUAUGGAAAACAAUGCACUGUUUAGAGAUGACAUUGAAUGUCAGAAACUUAUCAUGGAAGCCAUGAAAUACCAUUUGUUGCCUGAAAGAAGACCCAUGCUUCAAAGCCCUCGCACAAAGCCUAGAAAGUCUACAGUUGGAGUGCUGUUUGCUGUUGGUGGAAUGGAUGCAACUAAAGGAGCUACCAGUAUUGAGAAGUAUGACCUACGCACCAACAUGUGGACACCUGUGGCUAAUAUGAAUGGCAGGAGGCUGCAGUUUGGUGUUGCAGUGCUGGAGGAAAAGUUGUAUGUUGUUGGAGGAAGAGAUGGAUUAAAGACCCUUAAUACUGUUGAGUGCUACAACCCCAAAACUAAAACUUGGAAUGUUAUGCCUCCAAUGUCUACUCAUAGACAUGGGCUUGGUGUUGCAGUUCUGGAAGGACCAAUGUAUGCAGUAGGCGGUCAUGAUGGGUGGAGUUAUCUAAACACAGUGGAGAGAUGGGAUCCACAGGCUCGUCAGUGGAAUUUUGUAGCCAGUAUGUCUACUCCUCGGAGCACAGUUGGCGUGGCUGUACUAAGUGGAAAACUUUAUGCAGUGGGUGGUAGAGAUGGAAGUUCAUGCCUCAAGUCUGUAGAAUGCUUCGAUCCACACACAAAUAAAUGGACUUUGUGCUCCCAAAUGUCGAAGCGAAGAGGUGGGGUCGGAGUUACUACUUGGAAUGGAUUUUUAUAUGCUAUUGGAGGACAUGACGCACCAGCUUCCAACCUGACAUCUCGGUUGUCAGACUGCGUAGAAAGAUAUGAUCCCAAAACCGAUGUUUGGACAUCAGUAGCUUCUAUGAGCAUCAGCAGAGAUGCAGUGGGAGUAUGCCUGUUGGGUGACAAACUUUACGGUGUAGGAGGAUAUGAUGGGCAGAGUUAUCUGAACACUGUUGAAGCUUAUGACCCACAGACAAAUGAGUGGAUGCAGGUUGCUCCAUUGUGCCUUGGAAGAGCUGGUGCGUGCGUGGUCACAAUAAAGCUUUAAACUGCACAUUUACUUUCACAUUCCCAAAGAGCUUUGAAUUCAGUCUUCAUGCUAAUCUUCCAUAGCCACCUGGUUUGAUAG